AUGCCCGGCGUCGUCAUGGAUAGCGUCAACGUCGAGGGAUCUGGGCGAAGGCCAAGUCCUAACGAGGCUGUCAAUGGUGCGUUCCAUUCAUAUGGAAUCAAUGAAAAGUCGAGUCAACUUCCUGUUGCUGCGAACGGACCGGCCCUUGUGAAUGGCGUAGGGAGGGAACCCGAUGCUUUGAGCCAACAAUCAAAAGCGCCAGUACGCCAUGGUGAACAACUUGACUCGGCGCCGUUCGACUUGCCUCAUAUCACACAAGGAUUUUUCCCGUUUGGGACACUUGUUAAUCGGGCCGUGCAGCAAUGUUGGAAUGACCUCUCGGAACUGAUCGCGGAACUGGCGGCAAUUCAAGUGCCCCACGACCCUUCAUCUGCACAAAUGGUCAAUGGUAAAGUCGCAGGGAAUCAAUCCUCAGAGAACCUGCACAAAAAAGUAAAGAUUCUCGAUUUUGCACAUGCGAAGAGAGCCGAAUUCAUCAAGCUUUUGGUUCUUUCCCAGUGGAGCCGACAGGCUUCAGAAGUCAGCCGGCUUAUCGAUAUCCAAAAUUUCAUUCGUACGCGACAUCAAGCAUAUGCAGCAGCAGUUCAAUAUGUGGGAGAAAUGAAGCAGGACCUCGUUCGGGCACAAGUGGCCAAUCCAGAUCUCAAGACCGCGCUGGAGAUUCUCUCGAAAGGUCGGAUAGCAUCUCUGCCAGAUUUUGGCUACAAGCCACCGAAAACGCUGACUGCGCGGUCAACGCUCCUUAAAUUGCACAAGAUUAAUCGCAUCAUCAGCGUGCGACUGGUGCUUCACGACGAAGUGCCCCGUUCUUUGCGCAACUACCGUGUUCACGAUGGCCGGGUUACUUUCACAGUUCCUGGAGAAUUUGAGCUUGACCUUUCCGUUGCGGAAGAGGCAAAAUCUUCGCAGUUCUUUUUCGUGGAUAUUCGAUUCUUGUUUUCACCUUCAUCACCGAUCCCAAAAGGCCGGAUAUUCAACCAACUUGAUGCCAAAAUCAACGAUGUCCUCCGUAACGAGGGCUUGGUGGGUUGCUUUGAUUUCCUCCACGGCCUGGUCCUCACCAACAAGAUAAGUAUCCUCCACAGACAGGCUGUGGACCUUGUGAGGGGCGCGUGGUCAAAUGUCCUCCAUAUCGAGCUUCUCCAUCGAAUCCUCGUCGUUCAGUACUGGCCAACGAGGACGAGCCAAAAAAGCUGGCUUGAGAUUGGUGUCCAACGAGGAAAAAACAGCUACCGCGAUGAUAGGGUUUCAUACCUCGGUCUUCGCUGGAUUCGAGAUGGCGAAAAGGUCAGCAGUGAGGGCAUCAAUUUUGACCCGACAGUGCUCUCGUUGGAGUGCAUUUUGCGAAGUGCUAUCGCCUUGCACGCAUCACAUAUACUCACUCAAUCCUUUUUUACCCUGAAAAAGAACCUUCUAUUCGCCCGCUCAGAGCUCUCAUUGCGCGCUCACUUGUCACCAAUGGAGCCAGGAGAUUGCUACCUUGAUGUUCAGUUGACCCGUUCACGUUCUCUCAAAGUGUCAGUUGAGCCGUCAACAGGAGCAAUUGCAUUCUUCGGGCCUUCCAGUACCUUGGAACGAGAACGAGGACAGUAUAAGUCCGCCGUUGAAGAAUUGUUCUACCGAGUCACUCGGCUCAGAUGUCACUCGGCGGUCGAACAGAUUGAGUCUGGCACCAGACCGCUUGGCCUGGAAAAUAUCAGUCAGAGUGGGCUUGGAGUCGACGUCCGGCAACUCUUUCCCAGCAAUACUGUACGUUUUUCUCUUCUUGGCCAUCGGCACUGGGAUCGACGCUGGGUUGUUGCUGCGACGAGCAGUAUGGAUGGCGAUAGAUGGUACCUGGUCCCAGUUCGAACCACUGAGCCCGCACGUACUGUGCCUACAUACACCAGAAAGGAUGGUUCAUCUCUGGUCCAUCCUAUCAGUGAUAAAUUGAUACCAUCAGGGCAGGUCAGUUACUCUGCAUGCUCGGAGCUGGUUCGUUCUUUGACGGGAAUGCUGGCAAUCUAUGUCAAUGCACGAUGCUUGGCAUAUUUGCCAGGGGCUCAAUUUCACCCGCCAUUGAAGCAAUUGAAGCUGGGGCCAAAUUUUGAGGUUCCAGAUCUCGUCUUCAAGUACAAGCCACAACGUAUCCCAGCCGUCGUUCGACUCGCGCUGCCUCCUGUGUUGCGAAAGAGAUCUUACGUGCGGGAUUCCAUCCGUCUUUCUUUCGAAGGAAUCGAUGCUCAGACCCACUCAACUGUUGUAGUGGCCUACGGCUCUCUUCGUUUCUCCGCGAAGACUCUUCUUCCCCUCAUCUCCAAGACGGAUCCUUCGCUCGCCGUUCAGGAAAAGGGGUCAGGUUUCUCGCUGCGUUUGCUUGCCCCCGUUGGCCAAUCUGUGCUCAUCGGCCUCCUUGAGCGCCUCCAACGGCUUGACUGCAUUCUGUACAUUCUCCAGUCUCUUAUGCAGAAGGGAAUGCGACUACAGUCCUUGUCGUUGUCGCAGAUCUCCUUCUCAUAUGGACAGGAUCACAACCUCUCGGCACAAUUCGGCAUCGACACUACAGGGCCUUCGCCAUCCACUUACAUUGAUAUCCCAAGCAUCCUCUCCAACCCCAUCCCGCUUUUCAGCCUACGUUUCAGAAUUGACUUCGACAUCCCCAGUCCUCAUCGUCGCCUUCAGGAAGCACUUACAGUGGCCUUGAAUGCGCGAUUUUCGGAGUCUGGUGUGGAGUCUGUCCUUGGCUCUAUAGCAGAAACCUCACCGCUUCUUCAUUGCCUGGAUCAAAUCACCAAGUCGACUGAGGCAACAUCCGUCAUUGUACUGGUUACCGUGCGGAGCCCCACAGUCUUUCAAAUCCAGUACGCCCAGAAUUCACAAUUCCGGUUGUCUGCUCGGCCGCGACAAGGGCAUAAAGUGUGGUUACUGGAAGACUUCAACCCGUCAGGCUCGCCUGGCCGUGGUAAGGUCUAUGACGCAGUACGGGGGCAGGUCUAUAAUUCCCGUGGCGACGGCUGGCAAGGUCUUGGUGAUGGUGCUUUGUCUUCAAUUGACAAAGUAGGAAACCUUAUUACCAAACUUCAUGAAUGUCUCAGUGCCUGUCCGACCGAGCCCGUUAAACAGGAACAGCCAGGAUAUGGUCAACGCCCCGGCACAAUGAACCAGCCCUCUGUGACAUCUGUUGCGAAAGCCGAGCAGGUAUCGCCGCAGAAUGCUGCACCCGGAAAUACGGAUGUAAUCACGAUUGACUAG
This is a messenger RNA of Penicillium argentinense, 3231 nucleotides long. RefSeq names its product mediator of RNA polymerase II transcription subunit 14. Gene Ontology annotation, molecular function: transcription coregulator activity. Gene Ontology annotation, biological process: regulation of transcription by RNA polymerase II. Gene Ontology annotation, cellular component: mediator complex; core mediator complex. NCBI's taxonomy places the organism in Eukaryota, Fungi, Ascomycota, Eurotiomycetes, Eurotiales, Aspergillaceae. The record is from RefSeq and is a predicted model, not a curated record. The coding region runs from base 1 to 3231 and encodes 1076 amino acids. The transcript has 2 exons.